UUUUAGCCUAAUCGUGUCUUUUUUCGUUGCUUCUUUCUUAUGUUUGCGAUGUGUGUAAGUCUUGCUGUUGAUUCGUGUGUAAAUUAGUAAUAAAUCAUUGACCGAAAUCGACAUUCGUUUGGGUGUAUGCGCAUAGCUUCGCCGGUGUAAAACGUUUUGUGAAACGCGCAUUAGUGCUGAUAUGUGAGUGUUAUUGAGCUGAUAUCGUCACGUACGCAGUCUACGGAGAAUGUGGGCCUUAAAUACUGCCAUUGGAACAUAGGAAAUUGAACAUUUAUCGGGAAAAGUGUAGGGUGUGUACAUAGUUAUAGGUCGGAGCGUUGCGUGUGUUUUGUACGCGGCGCGCGGUUGUCGAGCGGUCGGUACGUUUGAGAAGCCAGGGGCAACGCGGGAAAUAUGAACGAAUUAGAUAGCCUGCGCCAGGAGGCGGAAACGCUAAAGAAUGCCAUCAGGGAUGCGAGGAAGGCGGCGUGCGACACGUCGCUCGCACAAGCGACGGCGAACCUCGAGCCGAUCGGCCGCAUACAGAUGCGCACGCGCAGGACGCUGCGUGGACAUCUCGCCAAGAUCUACGCCAUGCACUGGGGUAGCGAUUCGAGAAACCUGGUGUCUGCCAGCCAGGACGGCAAGCUAAUCGUGUGGGACAGCCACACGACCAACAAGGUGCACGCGAUCCCGCUGCGCUCGAGCUGGGUCAUGACCUGCGCGUACGCGCCCUCCGGCUCCUACGUGGCGUGCGGCGGCUUAGACAACAUAUGCUCCAUCUACAGCCUCAAGACCCGCGAGGGCAACGUGCGCGUGUCCCGCGAGCUGCCGGGACACUCCGGCUACCUGUCGUGCUGCCGUUUCCUCGAUGACAACCAAAUUCUGACCAGCUCGGGGGAUAUGACCUGUGCCCUGUGGGACAUAGAGACAGGUCAGCAGUGCGGCCAGUUCACGGGCCACACGGGCGACGUGAUGUCGCUGUCGCUGGCGCCCGACCAGCGCACCUUCGUGUCGGGCGCCUGCGACGCGUCCGCCAAGCUCUGGGACAUCCGCGACUGCGCCUGCAAGCAGACCUUCCCCGGACACGAGAGCGACAUCAACGCGGUCACGUUCUUCCCGUCCGGGUUCGCGUUCGCGACGGGCUCUGACGACGCGACGUGCCGCAUGUUCGACAUCCGCGCCGACCAGGAGCUGGCGAUGUACUCGCACGACAACAUCAUCUGCGGGAUCACCAGCGUGGCCUUCAGCAAGUCCGGCCGUCUGCUGCUCGCCGGCUACGACGACUUCAACUGCAACGUCUGGGACUCCAUGAAGAGCGAACGCGCCGGCAUCCUGGCGGGCCACGACAACCGCGUGUCGUGCCUCGGCGUGACGGAGAACGGCAUGGCCGUGGCCACCGGCUCCUGGGACUCGUUCCUGCGCAUCUGGAACUAAACCCUCCCCCGCCUCCCGCUCCCCCCCCUCCCGCCUCCCGCACCCGACACGCUCCGCCACCUCCCCGCACUACGUAUGGGCGCCAUGCCCGCCUGCGAACACAUUUUAGAAAUAUUAACAACAGCAACUCAUACAUUAUCAAAUUCAAAACUUAUUUGAUAAUCACUAUAGUUAAUAAUUCUAAAAUAUCUCGAAUGUUUCCGACUGUUACGAUGUCAGCAGACAGUUCGCUUGUCAUAUCUUGAACGUUAAAGCGUUGGUGGUGGGCCCUCAGUCUAGCCUGUGACGUCACGGACCGUUUCUAGUUUUAUAUUCGAUAUCAAACGCGGUGUGUGAAUGUGUUAGCUUCUGUCUUACCUUUGAUGGUCCGUUUCCUUGUUCCUUUCGACCGUCAGCAUUGAAUGAUCAAUGAGUAGAAUCAAUUUAUAAAACUGAACCGAAAUGGUCUUUAUAUGUUCUUGUAAGAAAUGUUUGGGGCGGCUGUUACAGUGUCUGUUAAUACUACAACAUGAUCCUAAGACUAGUCCCGUCACCCUGCGGUUGGAAGUUGCGUACGAUCUGAACAUGCACAAAUGUGUACUGUCGUGUUGUGUUGUGAAUAAUAUUGUAAACAAGUUUGCGCGUACACACAAUUUAAAUAGAUGCGCAGUUUGGCGAACAAACGCACAAUACCGUACGAUACAGCCGCGACACGGGACUCCACCCGACACAACUCGCUUUAUUUAUUUAUAAUUAUAAUUUCUAACAAUAUUAAAAGCAUUUAAACAACUUUUAGGGAGGUAUGUAGUUUACAUGUGUAUGUAUGUGUGUGCGUUAUAAAUGUGCGCGCGUGUGUGCGUGUGUGUUUACUGAUCCAUUGUUCAUUGCAUAACGUUUAUAUAAUUAUAUAUUGGAUAAUGAUGUAAUGAUAUAUUAACGAUAGACGCUGGAGACCUUUCCGCGGAGGGGUCAAGGCUGCCGGAAUAAUUUUCUGUUUAUUGGUGACGUCUUCGCACAACAGAAUGUCGUACAACUUAUAAAAAAAAACUAUAAUUAAAGAACCAAAUAUUAAUUAUAAAUGUAUCUAUGCGUAACUUAUUAAAUGAGAACAUAAUUUUCGUUUCUCGUCACUUUAAUGUAAUCCUUACGUGGUUGAGCUAUUAUGUAUUUAUUAUAUGUUUUAGAUUAGUCAACACACCGGUUUGUUAUAAGUAAAACGAGAUUUUACUGAUCUCCAUUGACGAAAGGAAAAAUCAUUUUUUGUACCUUCAUAAGGACGUUUACACAUGAACUCGACGCGUUUAACACGUUUCUCACGCACAACUCUCCACGGCUCGCUAUACACGCCUGCACUGUUUGUGUGUAAACGUCUUUAUCUUGAUGUUCACGAAUUAUUGUUAACUGAGAUCUAAAUCUUAAUCUAGGCUUUAAGCGUACAAUUACAAUGAUUUAUACUUUGACAUGCAAUAUAAUUUAUCUAUAUCCAAUAUAAUUUCGUAUCAUUAUCCCUUGAUUGCACUGAAAACUGCUUGUUGGAAUGAUACAGGCGUUCAUUUUGUUAGACGGGUAUACUUGUCCCUCGGGAUUAUCACAAGGUUUGUGUCGACUAAUGCUUGGUCUGUAUGAUUCUAUCAAGUUUGCUUGGUAACACAAAUUAACGAUCCAUUGGCUUCCGUCAGCAGGACGUUGUCAAAGCUGAGAUUGAAUGUGCAGCGAUAGCGCUGUGCCGUAAAAUAGAUGCAUUUUAUUUCUCUCCAUUCCUUUAUUUGGCGUAGUGACGACUUAUUUCUUGUGUAAAAAUUGUUUGAAUUCAAUCCUAGUGGUUGAUCGUGGUGAGUCUGAGCCACAUCAUCGCGGGCUGUAUUGAUAACCAUUAAUGUUCCGGUUUGAAAUGAACUUAAACAUUCAAAUCAAGUUUUUUUGCGCGAGACUAACUUGGCGAGUGCGGUACAGAGAGUAUACUAACUGUAAUCAAACGUAGCAGAAAGUGGCUUAAUUUUAGUUUGUUCUAGUCUAAAAUGUAUGUAUUAUUGAUGGCUAACGGAAACCUUGGGGAGUCCAGCAUAAACGCAGGAAAUGAGAUAUGAUCUGUAGUGAUGUGGGGUGUGAUCCGUCUGGAGACUAAUGUAAGAGUGUUAGGUCUCGCGUAAAUAAGCAGGAAUCAUCAUCAUUAUGCACUAUUUUAUAUGUUUAUACUGCUAUAACUAUGAUUAAAUGUUGACGCCAUGUUUAAAUCACAUUAAAACCUCAAACCAACCAAAUAAACUCAACUCAUUGAGUGAACUUUCCUCGAUGACGUAGUAUAUCCGAGUUUAUUUUUGGUAUUGCCAUUUAAUGUAAUGUAAAUAUGUUUCAACUCAUCUAAUAGUACUUAGUCCGUCUUCGAUACGUUUUGAAACGUUUAAAUACCCUGUGAAACAAUUUUCAAUCAUAGAUGGUUAAUUUUAAAAUAAGAGUAAACGGUAGCGUUUUUAAUGUCAUAUAAGGGUUAUCAUGUAAAAUUUUUCGCGCCAGGUUCGCUCGUAUUCCCACACAGAUAAUUAUGAUCUAUAAUCCCUUGAGAAUCAACACACCGGACGAGACAAGAUCAAACCAUCGUCCUAAGUUCAUAUAACUAGACUAAGCUAGCUUUAGGUACGUAAGAAUUAAUAUACAUGAAUAAAAUAAUAGGCAUUUGUAACUCGAACAUUCUGUGUUGCUAACUGCAAAAAUUGGAUGCCAAUAUUUUUUUUGUAACACUUAGUUAUAUUCGUUGCAGUAUUUGUUGGGAUUUUAAGCACAAAA
This is a messenger RNA of Trichoplusia ni (cabbage looper), 4182 nucleotides long. It is a transcript of the gene Gbeta13F, whose product is annotated as guanine nucleotide-binding protein G(I)/G(S)/G(T) subunit beta-1. The transcript has 9 exons. Gene Ontology annotation, molecular function: protein binding; signaling receptor complex adaptor activity. Gene Ontology annotation, biological process: G protein-coupled receptor signaling pathway. NCBI's taxonomy places the organism in Eukaryota, Metazoa, Arthropoda, Insecta, Lepidoptera, Noctuidae. Gene Ontology annotation, cellular component: cytoplasm; heterotrimeric G-protein complex. Bases 397 to 1419 code for a protein of 340 amino acids. The record is from RefSeq and is a predicted model, not a curated record.